Chrysochloris asiatica (Cape golden mole) is the source of this 1023-nucleotide messenger RNA. It is a transcript of the gene TFB1M, whose product is annotated as transcription factor B1, mitochondrial. Lineage: Eukaryota; Metazoa; Chordata; Mammalia; Afrosoricida; Chrysochloridae. Bases 1 to 1023 code for a protein of 340 amino acids. Gene Ontology annotation, cellular component: mitochondrial matrix. The transcript is spliced from 7 exons. Gene Ontology annotation, biological process: rRNA methylation; transcription initiation at mitochondrial promoter. The record is from RefSeq and is a predicted model, not a curated record. Gene Ontology annotation, molecular function: rRNA (adenine-N6,N6-)-dimethyltransferase activity; mitochondrial transcription factor activity.
AUGGCUUCCGCCGGGAAACUCAACACCUUCCGUCUCCCGCCUUUGCCCACGAUUCGAGAAAUCAUUAAGUUGUUUAAACUGCAAGCACUGAAGCAGCUGUCCCAGAACUUUCUCCUGGACUUGAGACUGACAGACAAAAUUGUAAGGAAAGCUGGCAAUCUGAACAAUGCUUACGUGUAUGAAGUGGGUCCCGGGCCAGGCGGCAUCACAAGAUCCAUUCUCAAUGCCAAUGUGGCUGAACUCCUGGUGGUUGAAAAGGACACGCGGUUCAUUCCCGGUUUACAGAUGCUUUGUGAUGCAGCGCCUGGGAAACUGAGGAUUGUCCAUGGGGAUGUGCUGACUUUCAAGGUGGAAAAGGCUUUCCCAGAAAGUCUCAGGAGACGAUGGGAGGACGAGCCACCGAAUGUCCACAUCAUUGGAAACCUGCCUUUCAGCGUCUCAACGCCACUGAUUGUCAAGUGGCUUGGAAAUGUUUCCCGCCGAGAUGGGCCUUUUGCUUACGGCAGAACCCAGAUGACUUUGUCUUUUCAAAAAGAAGUGGCAGACAGACUCACAGCCAACACGGGGAGCAAACAGCGGAGCCGGCUGUCCAUAAUGGCCCAGCACCUGUGCAGUGUCCAGCACGUCUUCACCAUUCCAGGGAAAGCAUUUAUUCCCAAACCAGAGGUGGAUGUGGGCGUGGUGCACUUCACGCCCCUGGUUCAGCCCACGAUACAGCAGCCCUUCGAGCUGGUGGAGAAAGUUGUCCAGAACGUAUUUCAGUUCAGAAGGAAGUACUGCUACCGAGGACUGGGAAUGCUAUUUCCUGAAGCUCAGCGUUCAGAAAACACUGGAAAACUGCUACAGUUGGCAGAUGUGGACCCAACUCUCCGGCCCUGUCAGCUUGCUCUCUCCCACUUCAAGGCCCUCUGUGACGUUUACCGGAAAAUGUGCGACGAAGACCCAUCCCUCUUUGCCUAUAACUUCCGGCAAGAGCUCAAACAGAGUAAAAGCAGAGGUCAGGAGGAGAGUGGCGGGCUCUAG